Messenger RNA from Castor canadensis (American beaver), 3592 nucleotides. RefSeq names its product SPT5 homolog, DSIF elongation factor subunit (gene Supt5h). The record is from RefSeq and is a predicted model, not a curated record. NCBI's taxonomy places the organism in Eukaryota, Metazoa, Chordata, Mammalia, Rodentia, Castoridae. Gene Ontology annotation, molecular function: mRNA binding; protein binding. Gene Ontology annotation, cellular component: DSIF complex. Gene Ontology annotation, biological process: transcription elongation-coupled chromatin remodeling; regulation of transcription by RNA polymerase II; transcription elongation by RNA polymerase II.
AACGGGUAAGCUCUCGCGAGAGAGCGCUUCAGCCCAGCCAGGCGUCGUGCGAAUAGCAGCUGGUCGGGAAGGCUGAGGUGGAGCCAAAGCGGAGCGGAAGAUGUCGGACAGCGAAGACAGCAACUUCUCAGAGGAGGAGGACAGCGAGCGCAGCAGUGAUGGCGAGGAGGCCGAGGUAGAGGAAGAGCGACGGAGUGCAGCAGGCAGUGAGAAGGAAGAGGAGCCUGAGGAAGAAGAGGAGGAGGAAGAGGAGGAGGAAUAUGAUGAAGAGGAGGAAGAGGAAGAUGAUGACCGGCCCCCCAAGAAACCUCGCCAUGGUGGCUUCAUUCUUGAUGAGGCUGAUGUGGAUGACGAGUAUGAGGACGAAGACCAGUGGGAAGAUGGAGCUGAAGACAUCCUGGAGAAAGAAGAGAUUGAAGCCUCCAACAUCGAUAAUGUUGUUCUGGAUGAAGACCGCUCUGGGGCCCGCCGCCUACAGAACCUCUGGAGGGACCAGCGAGAAGAAGAGCUGGGCGAGUAUUACAUGAAGAAAUAUGCCAAGUCGUCUGUGGGAGAGACGGUGUAUGGAGGUUCUGAUGAGCUCUCAGAUGACAUCACCCAGCAGCAGCUGCUCCCAGGAGUCAAGGAUCCCAAUCUGUGGACUGUCAAGUGUAAGAUUGGGGAAGAACGAGCCACAGCCAUUUCCUUGAUGCGCAAGUUCAUUGCCUACCAGUUCACAGACACGCCCCUGCAGAUUAAGUCAGUAGUGGCUCCAGAGCACGUGAAGGGCUACAUCUAUGUAGAGGCCUACAAGCAGACGCAUGUGAAGCAGGCCAUAGAGGGUGUGGGCAACCUGCGGCUUGGCUACUGGAACCAGCAGAUGGUGCCCAUCAAGGAGAUGACAGAUGUGCUCAAAGUGGUAAAGGAGGUGGCUAACCUGAAGCCAAAGUCCUGGGUCCGCCUCAAGCGAGGAAUCUACAAGGAUGACAUUGCUCAGGUGGACUACGUGGAGCCCAGCCAGAACACCAUUUCCCUGAAGAUGAUCCCUCGCAUUGACUAUGACCGCAUCAAGGCCCGCAUGAGCUUGAAAGACUGGUUCGCCAAAAGGAAGAAGUUCAAGCGGCCUCCACAGAGACUCUUUGAUGCUGAAAAGAUCAGGUCUCUGGGGGGUGAUGUGGCCUCUGAUGGUGACUUUCUCAUCUUUGAGGGGAACCGUUACAGCCGGAAGGGUUUUUUGUUCAAGAGCUUCGCCAUGUCUGCCGUGAUCACAGAGGGUGUGAAGCCCACACUGUCUGAGCUGGAGAAGUUUGAGGACCAGCCGGAGGGCAUUGACCUGGAAGUGGUGACUGAGAGCACAGGGAAGGAGCGAGAACACAACUUCCAGCCUGGGGACAACGUGGAGGUGUGUGAGGGUGAGCUCAUCAACCUGCAGGGCAAGGUCCUCAGUGUGGAUGGCAACAAGAUCACCAUCAUGCCCAAGCACGAGGACCUCAAGGACAUGCUGGAGUUCCCAGCCCAGGAACUUAGGAAGUACUUUAAGAUGGGGGACCACGUGAAGGUGAUUGCUGGGCGAUUCGAGGGCGACACAGGCCUCAUCGUGCGGGUAGAGGAGAACUUUGUCAUUCUCUUCUCCGACCUCACUAUGCACGAGCUGAAGGUGCUCCCCCGGGACCUGCAGCUCUGCUCAGAAACAGCCUCAGGUGUGGAUGUUGGCGGCCAGCAUGAGUGGGGGGAGCUGGUGCAGCUGGACCCCCGCACCGUGGGGGUCAUUGUGCGAUUGGAGCGGGAGACCUUCCAGGUGCUGAACAUGCAUGGGAAGGUGGUGACUGUCAGGCACCAGGCUGUGACCCAGAAAAAGGACAACCGCUUUGCUGUGGCCCUGGACUCAGAACAGAACAACAUCCAUGUGAAGGAUAUCGUGAAGGUCAUUGAUGGCCCCCACUCAGGCCAGGAGGGCGAGAUCCGCCAUCUGUACCGUAGCUUUGUCUUCCUGCACUGCAAGAAGCUGGUGGAGAAUGGAGGCAUGUUUGUCUGCAAGAUGCGCCACCUGGUGCUGGCCGGGGGCUCAAAGCCCCGAGAUGUGACCAACCUCACCGUGGGUGGCUUUGCCCCUAUGAGCCCCCGGAUCAGCAGCCCCAUGCACCCCAGCGCUGGAGGUCAGCAUGGUGGCUUUGGUAGCCCUGGUGGUGGCAUGGGUGGUGGCCGAGGGCGGAGAGACAAUGAGCUCAUUGGACAAACUGUACGCAUCUCCCAGGGGCCCUACAAAGGAUAUAUUGGUGUGGUGAAGGAUGCCACAGAGUCCACGGCCCGUGUGGAGCUGCAUUCUACCUGCCAGACCAUCUCUGUGGACCGCCAGCGGCUCACCACAGUGGGCUCAUGGCGUCCAGGUGGCAUGACCUCAACCUACGGACGGACACCCAUGUAUGGCUCCCAGACGCCCAUGUAUGGUUCUGGCUCCCGCACACCCAUGUAUGGCUCCCAGACACCUCUGCAGGAUGGUAGCCGCACCCCACAUUAUGGCUCACAGACACCCCUGCAUGAUGGCAGUCGCACUCCUGCCCAGAGUGGGGCUUGGGACCCCAACAACCCCAACACGCCGUCACGGGCUGAGGAGGAAUACGAGUAUGCCUUUGACGAUGAGCCUACUCCAUCCCCACAGGCCUAUGGGGGAACUCCCAACCCCCAAACACCUGGCUACCCAGAUCCCUCAUCCCCCCAGGUCAAUCCACAAUACAACCCACAGACGCCAGGGACGCCAGCCAUGUACAACACCGAUCAGUUCUCUCCCUAUGCCGCCCCCUCCCCACAAGGCUCCUACCAACCCAGCCCCAGCCCCCAGAGCUACCACCAGGUGGCACCAAGCCCAGCAGGCUACCAAAACACACACUCUCCAGCCAGCUACCACCCCACACCCUCGCCCAUGGCCUAUCAGGCAAGCCCCAGCCCGAGCCCUGUUGGCUACAGUCCGAUGACACCUGGAGCCCCCUCCCCUGGUGGCUACAACCCACACACACCAGGUUCAGGCAUUGAACAGAACUCCAGCGACUGGGUAACCACUGACAUCCAGGUGAAGGUGCGGGACACCUACCUGGAUACACAGGUGGUGGGUCAGACAGGCGUCAUCCGCAGUGUCACGGGUGGCAUGUGCUCCGUGUACCUGAAGGACAGUGAGAAGGUCGUCAGCAUUUCCAGCGAGCACCUGGAGCCCAUCACCCCCACCAAGAACAACAAGGUGAAGGUGAUCCUGGGUGAGGACCGGGAAGCCACAGGUGUCCUGCUGAGCAUCGAUGGUGAGGAUGGCAUCGUCCGCAUGGACCUUGACGAGCAGCUCAAGAUCCUUAACCUCCGCUUCCUGGGGAAGCUCCUGGAGGCCUGAGGCAGGCAGGGAGGUGGACCUCGGCAGGUGACCCUUGAUCCAACCUGGGAUCCUGGCUCUAGAGCAGGCUAGGCUGAUCAUUCUGGAUUUCCUUUCCUUUCCUUUCUGGGUUUUCAUCUCCCUCCCUGAUGCUCAUAGGAAUCAGAGUAGAGCCUGGGAAAGGGUCCCACCUUCUUAUAUCCCUACCCCAGCUUGCUUUUGUGUUAUGGUCUUUCAAUAAAGAGAAGCUGUUUGGUC